Molecule: messenger RNA, 4880 nt
Organism: Hypanus sabinus (Atlantic stingray)
Lineage: Eukaryota; Metazoa; Chordata; Chondrichthyes; Myliobatiformes; Dasyatidae
Gene: itprid2
Product: ITPR interacting domain containing 2
Exons: 18
Coding region: 183-3911 (1242 amino acids)
Molecular function (GO): signaling receptor binding
Source: RefSeq, a predicted model, not a curated record
AGAACGAAUUGGAACCGUUCUUGAAUGUCCACUCUUGUUAGAGAGAAAAGUUUAUGACAUCUUUCUGACCGACUGGAUAUGGAUUUAAAACUGGAUUGGGAUAUAAUGAGUUUAUAAACAAAGAGACGGCUUAAUUUCUGUUCUGUGCAUCUUUACGGAAGCUAAAAAGGUAGGAAAUAAAUAUGGAAGAGACAGUUCUAACGGGAUGUGCACGGAGCUGGAAAAAUGUCAAAGAUAAGAGGAAGGCCUGGGCAAAAAGCAGAGACUCUUGGCAAAACUCUGAGACCAUCGAUGGAAUGCCAACGAUGGACAGCAGUUCAAUAAACCCUCAGAUGUCCCAAACAUCAGCUGAUGAGAAUGGCAUAUCAAAUGAGAAGAUUGAAAUUUGGCUUCAAGACUGUGGAGAGCCAUUAGGGGCAUCCUUGGAUGAACAAAGCCAUCUAAUGUUGAAGGGUGGAGGUACAAAACCUGGAUGCAGUUUUGAGGAUGACUUGUUGCUUGGUGCAGAAGCUAAUUAUCUUCAUCCUCACAUCUCACUGCUGACAGAAAGUGGCACAUCAGCUGAGGUAAAACGUAACAAAUUUUAUCAAAUGGGAAGCAGCAUGAAUUCCACUGGUUCUGGAAAGAGCAAUACUACUGUAUCGAGUGUUUCAGAACUGCUGGACCUUUAUGAAGAAGAUCCUGAGGAUGUCCUGUAUAAUCUUGGGUUUGGAACAGAUGAACCUGACCUUGCAUCAAAAAUUCCAUGUCGAUUUUUUAAUGCUUCAUCGUUUGCAAAAGGAAUAGAUUUUAAACUAUUUUUAGAUGCUCAGAUGCAACGUAUGGAAUUGGACAAUCCAAAUUUCGCCCUCACAAGUCGAUUUCGGCAGAUUAAAGUUCUCACAACAGUGGCUAAUGUUUUCUCCUCACUGUAUUCUCAAGUUUCUGGAGCUCCUAUAAAGAAAAUAGGUGAUGUGGCCGAGCCCCCAACUUCAGGCCAAGCUCCUGCUGUUGGAAACAAUGCUGGCAGACUGAAGAAGACAGUAUCAAAGCUCAACUUACUGGGGGGUCAGCAGGCAAAAGUAACAGAUACACCUAAUCAAACAGCUCCAGCAGCUGCAGAAAGUUCAAAAGCAUCACAGCUUUCUUCUGAAGGCGACAAGAGCUUUACUGACGAUGAGAAGAAAGAGGAGGUAAAACUUAAGAAAGAAAUGAGGUUGCAGAGAUGGCGUAAAUUGACUGAUCCUUCUCUGAAACCAGUAUCUGAGGAGGUGAUGACUGGAGUUGAAGGUCCUCCCUGUCCCUCAGAGAUUAUUCCUCAGGAAUUUUUAUCUAAUGUGACAAAUGGCUGUAUGGAAUCCAAGCAGAGUGAGGCUGCUUGCUUGAAAGAAGGAAUGGGGAGCAGCCUUGAUGAUGUGAGUGGUAUCUCAGAUUCUUUUGUAGACUUGAAUGCAUCCACAGAUAUAGAGAGUGCUGGUACUGGUGAGCAGACAUCUGCACUCUCACAGGAAAAUACAGUGUGUUCAACGCCAGAUAAAGCUGGAGCAAUGCACCAUCCAUCCGUGAGCAGCUUGAUGGAGCAGAAGGAAUUCUCAUUUGACUUGGAAGAGGUUCAAAGCAAUGAAGGUGAAGGAUUAAAUGUGCCAGGAAUCAGAAAUCCUAUUCUACAUGACAGAAUUUCAGCAACAAGUAAAGAGCAUUUUAUAAGGACCAGCAGUUCCCAUUCGGACAGCAGCGGGUUUGCAGAAGAUCCAUCCUCGGACUUGACCGGACUGUCUCAGGGGCCAGAUGGUUACCUGCAAGCAAUGGGAAGCAGUGCUGACAGCUGUGACAGUGAGACCACAGUCACGUCCAUAAUUGAUGAUCUGCAGGCGCCUCUGAGUGGUGACCAGAAGUUUUUCACUCCGUUUCAAACGCCGGUGGAUGAUAUGACUCUGGACCUGAAGGAAACAACUUCAGAUCCAGUUGUGGAAUUAAUUUCUGAUAAUGUGACGGAGAUGGACAGUGAGGCAACUACUGGUACAGAUGGCUGCGCGCAGUCAGCUGACCAAAAUGCUUUGGGUUUUAUUGAUGGUGAGGUGGAGCUGGACGCAGAAGGUGAUGUGAACUGCGAUGGUGAGGAAGAUAUUCCUACGUACUCUGGGCAUCCUGGAGCACGCGAAAGACGGAAGAGCAUAGACUCUGUACUCAGUUGGAAUUCCGGCCCUGUUGUUGCUACUUCUGAAGCCUUUGACUUUUCCUCCUCCUCAUUGGGUAAGAUCACCACAGUACUCGAGAGAGCAAAAACAAAAACCUAUGCUGUCUCCAUUGCCUCUGGAAGAACAAGGCGUCCAGUAACCAAAGCAAACGAUCGAAUCAUCAGAGAAGAGGAGAGGACCACCAGGAAUGAAACUCUUAUGAAGCUCAAACGAUCUUCUUUUCAAAGGUCCAGCUCUCUUCCAACUAAACUGCUCAAUCCAGUGCGAGUGGUGUCAUCGUUAAACAUACAACUGGCAUCCAGUAGCAGCACACAACACGGUUCACCAAGGUUCACCUACAGAUAUUCUCCUCAGAAGGAAGGGGAAUUGCCCACUGAGGAAGAAAAUGAGCAGUCAUUCUGCCGAUCCGAGCUUUAUAUCCCAACCGAGACAAAAGAGAAAAGUAGGAAGCGAUUCACUGUGAGCAAGCAAGAUGAAGAACCACAACAUAGGCUGGCCUCACAGACACUGUCAAUGCCGCCACAUUUAACACAGUCCUGUUGUUCUCUUCAUACACUCCCUUCAGAGUGGCAAGACCAGCCUCUGUGUGCUCACGCGAGAACCAGGAGCACGUGCAGCAUUCCCAACCUCGGGGAAUAUACCUGUGCAUCACCUUAUGGAUUCAUGUAUCCUCCGAGACCAAUGUCACACUCUUAUCAUCACAGUUCAAUGAAUCCUCCGUCUGCUGUUGAAUCACAGCUCCGCCGGGUCCUCACUGAGAUAAGGAGCACGGUGCAGAAUCUUUCUCGGAUCCCAGUCUACCAGGGCACUGACCUUUCAUUCCCAUACUAUCCAUCAAUGAGGUCGGGCCUUUUACCUAUGUAUGAAAAUACGUAUCAAGAACUGCAGAUGAUGAGAAGAAAUCUGAACUUUUUUAGAACACAAAUGAUGGACUUGGAAUUUGUGAUGCUGAGGCAGCAAACUAUGGUGUAUCGACACUUAACCGAUGAGGAGAGGCAAGAAGCUGACCAGCUGCAGAGCCUUCGGAACUGCGUUCGCAUGGAGCUGCAGGAGUUGGAGCUCCAGUUGGAGGAACGAUCGUUUGCUUUGGAGGAGCAGCUCAAAGCCCCGAGCCAGUGUUCGAUGUUCAGGCCACCAUCUCAUGGGGUGUCUGAGCUCCUGAGAGAGCAGUCACAUCUCCGAUCUGAACUGGGUUUCUCUGAACAAAUGGGUGAAGAAUAUGAUUACCCACACUCUUACUGUGGCCACUACACUAACCUGGAGUCAGUUUCCCGCUCCUCAAGCCCAGGCUGGAUGUCCAGGUGUUCAGCACCGGGCUCUUUAAGUCAUGGUCCUGCGAGCACACCAACCACUACUGCACCACAUGGGAAGCCAGCGAACCAAGCUACCUCAACCCAACUGCAGGGCAAACAAGUGUAUCGCUCUUCAGUUUCGCUGACUCCCUCAGCACCAUCACGAGCUUCCCUGGGGGAGCCACUUACAGAAAAUAGAUCUUCAUCAGGAAUUGUGGACCAAAAUCCAUUAAGCCAGACAUCUGAACCUACUGUUGCUACAGCAUCCUCUCCAUCUAAUGGAGCAACAAGCCCUAUCGUAGAUUAUCCAGAAUUUCACAGUGUUCUGCAAGAGAUAAAGGAAUCAAUUGUUGGCGAAAUAAGGCGGGAAAUUCUGAGUGGACUUCUAGCUGCGAUAUCACCAGCUGGUAAAGAUGUUGGGCAUAAGGAAGAGAAGAUGUGACCACAGGAGGAAUUGCUUGUUUCUGAAGAAUGUAUCUUCGGCCCAACAAAAUGAAUUUCUCUACUUGGUUUACUAGCUUCUAACCACAUUUACUGGUUGAAGUAGCCUUUCAUAAUCAUUCAGCUCGGAUGUUCAGAGUUUCAGGAGGCACUGCUAAUUCAGAGAUGGAUUGCGUUUUAUCUAGGUAGCAUUCCGAAAUCUACUUUGUAUGUUGAUUAAUUUCUUUUUUGUGUUUAUUACUUCUUGUAACUCAGUGUCUUAAAAGUGAUUUAACACACCUAAUAGUCAGACGUAGUAAAUAAAACAAAUUUGUUAUAGUGUUUGUUAGUGGCCUGCUGUUGGGGACUUAACACCUACAUUAUGUGAUAAGAUUAAAACUUGAAAUUCUGCUUUUACUUAAUUACUUAUAGGUUAUGUGUGCUGUAACAUUUUCAUAGAUGUUAAUUUAACAUUUUCUUCCUGAAGCACUGACCUCUGUGAGGUACUUCCUGUGCAAUACCUGUAAUACACAGCAAACUUGAAAAGACUAGAGAAUCGUUACUACUGUUUAUAAUCACAACACUCUCAAUAUCUGUGAAAUGUUCAAUGUACUGCAUGUUAAGAAGAAAAAAGUCUUAUGUCAUUUGGUCUUUAAAAAAAAGAAGUGAGGAUUUAAAGAAUGAAAAAGUGUCUAUCUGAAUGCCACAAACUGAUUUAAAGGUGGUCUUACACUGUAUUUUAUAUAUAUAUUUAAUUCAUUUGAAAAUUUUGGAUUUAUUUGAUAAUUUUGAAUAGGAUGGGUUGGGAUUCAUAAGUACUUCAAGUGCCUAAAACUUUUUUUCUAAAUAUGUACUUGGUAUAAAUGUAUGAUACAUAUUUACUAAAAUAUUUCUUCUAUUAUGGAUUGUAUGCUGAAGAAAAUUGUAUAAUAGUUUAACUUGGGAUGCAUGUGGAAUAUAUUGAAAUCACUAAUAAAUAUUUAUUUUAACU